Fundulus heteroclitus (mummichog) is the source of this 2213-nucleotide messenger RNA. RefSeq lists its product as uncharacterized. NCBI's taxonomy places the organism in Eukaryota, Metazoa, Chordata, Actinopteri, Cyprinodontiformes, Fundulidae. The record is from RefSeq and is a predicted model, not a curated record. The coding region runs from base 76 to 1443 and encodes 455 amino acids. The transcript has 2 exons.
GAACUCCAUCAUUCUGCUGCUGACUUCCACAGAACCUGGAUCAGACGGCAGAAACUCCACAGGUCCUCCGCAGUCAUGAAGUCCUCUGGCCUGGUGCUGCUGCUGCUGUUUUCCUUCCUGAUCUGCAGCCUGAGCGUCCCUCAUGCGUCCAACCAGCAGGACAACCGCGCUCUGCAGAAGAGAGGCAACACAGCGAAGAAAGUAAAGACAGCAGCAGAAUACUUUCUGAAGAUAGUAACUGCUCUGAAACCUUUCAUUGCUCUCAUACCAGGGGCAGGGGAUUAUUUAAGUGCUAUCAUAGAUGUUGCAAACAAUGUUGCUGGUACAUCUCCAGAAAAACAGCUUCUGGCUUUUCUGAAGGCAGAAUUUGACAAUCUGAACUUAAAGAUAGAUGAAAACCAGAAGCAACUGGAAUGGAACAUUUGGAGCAGUGGUCAGUACGGGGAUCUGGAGAAGAAAAUAAGUGUAGCAUGGAAUAAAAUGCAGGAUCUAUUGAAUAAUUGUCCUGAACCGUGCGCCGUAAGUCUGAGAAAAGAUGGAAAAGAUAAAGUUAUUGAAAAUUUCUUCAAAAAGGCAGAGAAGUACGUGGGGGAUCUGCACUUUCUCAUUGUUGAUAAAGGUGGAUACAAUCCUGACUAUGCAAAGCUACUAAAAGACCAUGUCAGAUGUCAUGAAAAGAGCAUCAAAAUAUACUCCGCCAUUAAUGCAGCGCUCGUGUAUAAGGCCAUCACUAUGACGCAUUUCUAUAACCGCUUUAAUAACAUUGCAACAGAUAAAGAUAGUCUAGCUAAGAAAGCAUAUGAAAUAUCUGCAGCUAUGUUCCAGAUCCAAAAGAACUGCAUUUCAGAACCUGAUGCAUUUGUUGCAUUAGAUGUUCAAGACCGCAUCAAACCACCAGUGAAGCGUACAGAUCUGGCACAGGAAAUCAGGAAGUAUCUGGAUUACACUUACGACCGCUACGACUGGAUGGUUGUUGCUUAUUAUCCAAAUCCUCAUACUCUAAAGAAAUGGAUGGAGAAAAAAAUUCUGACAGGAUUUACUUCAGCAGAAAAGGGGGAGAUUGGUGUGGCUGUAGCCAAACAAGCUCAAGGAACCCAUAAGAAAACAAAUCAGGUGAUAACUGCCAUUAAGGGGUGUUUUGAUGAAACUGUAAAAUGUGAUAAAGUGGAAACUAAAUUAGAGAACUGUGCUAAAGAUGUGGAUGGGAUUAAGGUGAAGGAGAUGUAUUCAGCCAUCAAUGCUUACGUCCGUAAAAGCCAUGACAGUGUUGAAGCUUUAAAAGCAGAAGAAGCACCUACAGAAGACUUGCUGGAUCCCAAAGAAGAAAAUAAAAUCCCGUACAUUUACACAGGGAGAUGCCGCUCAUUAAAGGGCCUUGACAUCGGAAGCUUCAGGGUUCUGAUUAAAAGUGACGAAGAGUGGAUGAAGGUUGGAUCCCUGUAAAAAUGUGGACUGUGGUGGUGAUAAAAGAGGGAAAUGUGUCCCGGUGCAGAGCGCCCGCAUCGGACUGUGUGAGUGUCAGGAGGGCUACUAUGGAGAGAAAUGUGAGGAGACCAUGGAGGACUACAUGAAAAGCUUAUCUGGUAAAGAAGCUGCUAAAUCACCAAGCAGCAUGGGUCAGAGAAAAUCCAUCUGAUAUCCUCAGAAGAGUUAAUUUUUCACCUAAAACAAUCCAACCAAAAUGUUUUUUAGUCUAAAUCUGGUCAAAACCUUCAGAUCCAACAUUCCUGGUGCAGAAAAACCUCUCCUGAAUAUUUUGAAGAGAAGAACCGGCGGUCCUGUGACUUUAAAUUCAUGUUUGCAAAUCUCUACCUUCCCAGGGUAAAACUCAGACGGGUCCGUUUACAUGAUGGGUUCUGGUGUUUCUAACUUUCCUCCCAAAGCUUUAAAGUGAGACUGCAGAAUAACUGAGAAACUGUCUAAUAUAACAACACACACGGUAAUUAUUAACAGAGGGGAACUUUCUCCCUCAGAGCUCAUUAAUGUUGUAAAAACCACAGCAGCAAUCCCCUGAGUCCAUGUCUGAGCAGAGGAUUCAGAAUCUGUUUCGCGUUUUGUCAGAAACCUGUAAAACUGGAAGGUUUUUGUGGAUCUUCUCAUGUUUGAGCUGUUCUGCUGAGAACUUCCUGUUAGCAACCAAAUGUUUUUCCUGCUGAGAGCUUCUGUCCAUCUGUGACCAGGAAACCUAAUAAAGUCUUGCCACCAUGCCUUAA